Molecule: messenger RNA, 900 nt
Organism: Brassica rapa (field mustard)
Lineage: Eukaryota; Viridiplantae; Streptophyta; Magnoliopsida; Brassicales; Brassicaceae
Product: glutathione S-transferase T3-like
Source: RefSeq, a predicted model, not a curated record
AUGGAUCCUUAUACUCAACAAUGUAGCUUUCAAAAUCUCUUAAACAGUCAAACUCCAAACACUCAAUGGAAUGAGUCUGUCCCUGCGUCUGUCCCUCGUGAUCCUUUUCAGUCUGUCCCUGCGUCUGUCCCUCCGUCUGUCCCUCAAGAUGGCAAUGAUGACGUAGAGAUUGUGUCUGAUCGUAAAGAGAGGCAUAAAUGGACUCUGGUGGAAGAUGUUGUGCUGAUAAGUUCUUGGUUGAACACUUCCAAAGAUCCAGUGGUAGGGAAUGAGCAGAAAGCAAUUGCGUUUUGGAAACGAAUUGCUUCUUAUUUUGCUGCGAGUCCCAAGGUCGCUGGUUUGCAAAAGAGAGGACCGGUGCACUGUAAAGCAAGGUGGGGGAAGAUCAAUGAAGGCGUGUGUAAGUUUGUUGGCUCCUAUGAAGCUGCAACAAAACAGAGAUCGAGUGGACAGAACGAGGAUGAUGUCUUGAAGAUGGCUCACGCGAUUUACUUUAAUGAUUACAAGAAGAAGUACACAAUGGAGCACGCAUGGUUGGAGCUUCGCCAUGAUCAGAAAUGGCGUGGAGCAUCUACUACUAAAGAUAAAGUGCAGUCGAAAAGGAUAAAGCUAGGGGUUGAUCCACUACCAACCUCUGUGCCAAGAGAGGAUGAUAAUUCCGCACGGCCUGCUGGGGUUAAAGCGGCAAAGGCAAAAGCUAAAAAGCCUGCGAGCAAGCCGACGUUGGAAGAGGAAGAAAAGGAGUUUCACAACCUGUGGGAGCUUAGGCAGAAUGAUUUUGCCCUGAAGGAUAAGCUGAACAAGCAGAAAUUGCUUCAGGGUCUCAUUCUGAAGACUGAGCCAUUAACUGAACUAGAACUUGCUUUGAAAGAUCAGCUUAUUAAGGACAUGUUGGCUUAG